Messenger RNA from Sarcophilus harrisii (Tasmanian devil), 3356 nucleotides. RefSeq names its product elastin microfibril interfacer 3 (gene EMILIN3). The record is from RefSeq and is a predicted model, not a curated record. Gene Ontology annotation, cellular component: extracellular matrix. Bases 68 to 2323 code for a protein of 751 amino acids. Gene Ontology annotation, molecular function: protein binding. Lineage: Eukaryota; Metazoa; Chordata; Mammalia; Dasyuromorphia; Dasyuridae. The transcript has 3 exons.
AGAAAUGUAUUCUAAGAGGGAAGAUUCUUGAGCCAGAGGACCUGACGGACUGCUCUGCCUUCCCAGCAUGCUCUGUGCUUAUGUGGUCCAGAAGAACGUGACAUGCAUUUUGCAGGAUGGGACCGAGAGCUACAUCAAGGCGGAGUAUCACAAGUGUAGCUGGGGCCCCAAAUGCCCAGGAACCGUGGUGUACCGGACCCUGCUCAGACCUCGGUACAAGAUUGGCUACAAGACGGUCACAGAGCUGGCCUGGCGCUGCUGCCAGGGCCUCCGGGGCGAAGGCUGCUCCGACCCUCUCCCUGACUCGGGAGCCCUCCUGCCUCAGCUGCGGCCCCAGACUCCCUCGGGGCAGAAGCCGUUCUCUGGCCCCCGAGUGCCUCCUUAUGCCAGACUGCCCGCCGGCCCAUUCCCAGGACCCAAGAGCCAGCCCUAUGGCAGGAAAGGCCCGGGGCUGUUUGGCGAAAGGCUGACCCGGCUGGAGGGUGAUGUCCAGCGCCUCAGCCAGUCCUACAGCUCGCUCAGUGGACUUGUGGCCGGGCUAGGAGACCACUCCCAGCUGGCUGUUCACGAGGUGCACGGCAGAAUGACCGGUGCCCUGGGGAACUCCCCCACUGCUCCGGAGGCCCCCGUGGGCUUUGGAAUAAUCCCCGGCGGAGUCAUGGAUCCUGCCGACAAAGCGGGGGGCCCGUUCCUCACGCUGGGGGAGAUCCUGACCAAGGUGACGGAGGUGAGUGACGUCCUCAAGACCAAGACCAGCCUCCUGAAUGAAGUUCACAGCCUGGUCCUGGGCCACGACACUCAGAUAAAACACCUCUUGGAGGGGGCUCGGCCGUCCCCGCUCACCUCCUUGCCCCUGCUGGAGGAGUACAUUGACCAAAGACUGAGCCACCUCUGGGGUGACCUCUUGGAUGGCUUUGAGAAGAAACUGCUGGACCUGCAGACCACCUGUGACUUCCGCAUCAGGGAGAUGCAGCAGCAGUGCGAGGAGGAGAAGGCCACGAGCCUCAGGCUCCAGCAGAGCUUGGACGGCAAGGAGCUGGAGAUCAAAAAAGAACUCUCUCUGCUGGAGACUCAGAUCCAGGGGCUGACCAUGGUGGAGGACUGCUGCAGCCACCUAACAUUCGUCACCGAGAGGAUGGACAUCCUCGAGAAGGGCCUGCACAAGCUGGCUGAGGCUCCGCGGGCCUCCCAGCUGGACGGGGAGCUCAGCCCCCUCCCCACCACCAUCCUGGAUGGCUCUGUCGGCCAGCGACUGCAGGACCUGGAGGCCAGGCUCAAUGAGACGGCAGGAGGGGCAGGGGGUUGUUGCCAAGGCCUGGAAGAGGGCAUGAAGGGCUUGGUGGGCUCAGAGCUGGAUGGCCUCAGGACCUCGGUGGAGGACAGAAUACAGAUCAUGGAGGACAGGUUCAUGACCCUGGUGGGUGAGCUGGGGAACCUUAGCGCGCUGAGAGCCUCCAACGGGGCGGCCGGGCCCUUGGUGCAGACAGAGCUGGCCGGGGCCCCACAGCAGACUUUGCGGGAGCUGGCCGUGGUGGAGAGCAGGCUCACCUCCCUGGAGAGCCUAUGUGCUGCCGGCGCCUCCCCCAAGGACAUGGCGGCCCUCGCCACCGAGGUGAGGGACUGUCAGAGCCGGAGCAGGACCCUGCUGCUGCAGGUGGACAGCCACACCGGCCUCCUCCGGAAGCUCAAUGCAACCGUCUCGGAGAUCCAAAGGCAGCUGGGGGAGGCGGUUGCCAGCUCGCUCCAGGGAGAAAUCACUCUGCUCAAGGUCAACCUCAACUCCGUCAGCAAGUCCCUCACAGGCCUCAGAGACUCGGUCAGCCAGUACUCAGACGCCGUCCUGCUCGUCAACUCCUCGCUCGACGAGCGGGAGCGGAAGGUGGAGGACGAGGUGCAUGCCAUCCAGGCCAGGGUCAGCGAUCAGGGCUCCCGACUCCUGCUGAGCAGCCGGCAGGUCAUGGGCCUCAAGGGGGACCUGGAGAGGUUCAAAGCCAGGAUCGCCGGGGACCUGAGCAGCUGCCAGGAGGCCGCACGGGAGGCACAGCAGGAGGUGGGCCACUUUGAACAGCGCGUGGCCCAGGUGGAGCGCGCCUGCGGGAAGCUGGGUCUCGUCGCCGGAGGCCUGGACAGUCUUCAGGAUGAGAUCCUGAGAGGGGCUGGGGGGCUGUGGGGGCACGUGGGCCAGCUGAACAGAACCCUGGCCGCCCAUUCCCAGGAGAUCAGCAGCCUCUGGGAGGGCCUCAGGGACUGCCGGGCCAAGGUGGCCGAACUGGCAGCGCACACAGGGCCUGGGCCAGCGCCUGGAGAGCAGCAGGAGCAUUAGGCAAAGCAACCCCGCAUCAAGCUCAGCCCGAGUCCCUCGGGGGUUCACUCAUCUGCCGCCAAAAGUUGCCCCCCAAUCGAAAAGCCAUUCUGGGGGACUUCCAAGAGAAUUCCCAUCGUGUCAGCUCAUCAUCCCAUGGCUCACGAAGCCACCUUGAUUGCCAAAUUACCGCGUGCACUAUUCUCAGUGCGACACAAACUGGACAAUCCAGGAGUGCUGCGGGUGAUACUUGUGCCAGGAGAAAGGGGACUGGGCUUCAGGGUCCUUAAGGCUUUUUCAAGCCCAUUGGGCCCACAGGAUUCCGGACACUGAGCCCCAGACAUCUGUGCUGUGACUCUCCCAGGCUCACCUCCAUCAGCAGGAUGAGCUGACCUCCCCCCAGAACCUCCCCUGUUCCACAGAGACCAGGUUUCUUCUUUCCCCAUCCAGGCCUCUCCCUCAGGACUCCCUUAGCAGGAUCUCCAGGGUGUCUGUGCCAGGGCAGCUGGCAGUGAAAGCCCCUCCUCUCGGGACCCCAUCUCCUACGUGUGGCAACUUUGCAUCUCUAUGAGGAGCCUCCAUUUCUAUCUCUGAGGACACCAAGUGCCCAGUGACAGGAAAACCCCGGAGAGGCGGACUCAAUCCAGAGAAGGCAGAGUUCUUCCUUGGGGAUCUCCUCCUACUCUAAGGGGAAGAGGCAGGUGUCUCCUCUCUUCUCAAGGGGUAGGAGAGCAGUCCCUCAAAGGAACAGAACAUUCAACAGGGGAAGUUCCUAAAGAUACCGAACCUUGGGAAACUGUUUCCUCCUCAUACCCAUUUCUGUCCCAAGAAGGGAAGGGCCUUCCAUGAAGCAUGUUCCCUGGACAAGUCCGGACCUUGGCUAGUCCUUCAUGAAAGGAACUUAAGAUUUGGAUUGAAACCCCAGCUUGACUGUUAUUUACUACCUGUGUGACAUUGGACAUGUCAGGAGCUUUGAGCCUCAGUUUCCUCAUCUGUAAAAUAGGAAGGGGGGGAAGUGUCAGAAAAGAUAAUCUUGAUCCCUUUCUGGCUCCAA